UUGGAGAGAGAUUGACUACACGAACGGCUUGCGACGGAUUUUCCAUAGUGAUUGAGCUCAAUACAAGGUGCAAGACAUUCAUUUAGUUCGCACCCGCGGAGUAAACUCUUCAAGUUAGAAAAUUGGAAGAUUGGACGAUUAUUGUCUCCUCAAGUUCGGUCAUGGUCCAAAUGCAAGAGAAAAGUCGGCCACUGAAACGGUCUCUGAACCCGUUCAGCAUCCGUCGUAUGCUCGGCACCGACAGAGAAAGCGACGAUGACGAUAACGCAGACGAUAACGUGGUUUCUGGUAACACCCGGAAGAACAGCGAGGGGGCUGUGGACGAUACGUUCAUUGACGUGUUGGGCGAGAACAACAAGUCUGACAAUAUCAACUGUGUUUCUGGCGGGAACGAAACGGAGGAUCGCCGUCUGGUGGAAGCAGACGAGAGUUUGAAUGUGACAGACGACAGUUUGAAUGUGACAGACGACAGCAAGAACUACGAGAGCGACGCGGCAGACGAGAACAAACGAGCAGACGAUAAUAAACCUGAAGCUGAAGGCGACGACAAGAAACAGCAGGAGGAGAAGAAGGCGGAGAAACCUCCGUUUUCUUACAACGCCUUGAUCAUGAUGGCGAUCCGAAGUAGCGCCGAGAAGCGACUGACCCUAAGUCAGAUUUACGAGUUCAUCAUGAAGAACUUCCCGUACUACAAGGACAACAAGCAGGGCUGGCAGAACUCCAUCAGACACAAUCUCAGUCUGAACAAGUGUUUCGUCAAAGUUCCUCGUCACUAUGACGACCCGGGGAAAGGAAACUACUGGAUGCUCGACCCUUCUUGUGACGACGUCUUCAUCGGUGGCACCACCGGGAAGCUACGACGACGAUCGACCCUGGCGUCAAGGAGCAGACUAGCAGCGCUCAAGAGGGUGGGUUUCUCACCCUUUACGCCUUCAUCGUACCCGUUCCCAGCCGAUCGAUUCAAUCCCUACACGACGUGCACCCCUCUGUACUCUCUGCCUGGCUUCUCGGUAGCGGGUGGACGGUAUUCAGCCAUGCAGUAUCAGAGGUAUCCGAUACAGGUUCCAGCUCUACCAACACAGGCCGACAGAAUUAUUCAGAAAGGACUGAGUUUUUCCGUGGACAAGAUACUUUCAGGAAGUUCAAUAUCUCCCGAGUCCAGCGUGUCCUCGCAGAGUUCACAACCACCGUUACUGUUCGGGGGUAUGGGAAAACCCGACUCAGCCUUUGAUGUCUGGCGCGCAUCCAUCUUGCUGAGAGGCUUUCAAGGCCUGGACCCCAGACUAGGAGGUGCUGACAUUUAUCAACACAUGCGGUCAGGGUCACUGGGCCAGCAGUCGAACUUGUCACCGUACGGAGCCCACACAAGAUACUCUGAUAUGAACCCUGGUCUGGUGUCCUCGCCCAGUUCGCCUUUUACUCCUGUUAAUGUAAACGAUAAACCAUAGUUUGGUAACAAUACUCGAGAACUGCAAUGGUUUUGACUCUAUGAUGUGUCAGUUGGUUGGAGUAGUAGACACUGCAACAGCAUUCUGUGAAGAAUGUAAGUAUGGAUUGUUGGUGGAAAUUGUGUUUGUUGGACAACACAGACAUUUUCACGUCAGUUUUGUGGUUAAAGAUUUUGUUUUAAUGGCAUGACACCACUGUAAGACUGAGCACAAUUUGACAACUUUUGAGCAAAACAUUUUUGGUUUCGGAACAUUGGAAUAUUUUUGUUUAUUGUAACAAGCAAUAUAUGUGUACAUGUAUUUAUUAUUUUAUGUUGCAGUUAUUAAAUUAAUAAAAAUAUAUU
Messenger RNA from Gigantopelta aegis, 1792 nucleotides. Its product is annotated as fork head domain transcription factor slp2-like. Gene Ontology annotation, molecular function: DNA-binding transcription factor activity; sequence-specific double-stranded DNA binding. Gene Ontology annotation, biological process: regulation of transcription by RNA polymerase II. The transcript has a single exon. The record is from RefSeq and is a predicted model, not a curated record. NCBI's taxonomy places the organism in Eukaryota, Metazoa, Mollusca, Gastropoda, Neomphalida, Peltospiridae. The coding region runs from base 162 to 1448 and encodes 428 amino acids. Gene Ontology annotation, cellular component: nucleus.